Ziziphus jujuba (common jujube) is the source of this 1269-nucleotide messenger RNA. RefSeq lists its product as uncharacterized. Bases 145 to 852 code for a protein of 235 amino acids. The transcript has 2 exons. Lineage: Eukaryota; Viridiplantae; Streptophyta; Magnoliopsida; Rosales; Rhamnaceae. Gene Ontology annotation, cellular component: NSL complex. The record is from RefSeq and is a predicted model, not a curated record.
UCCAAAGCCAAAAAAUAAUAAUAAUAAUAAUAAUACCGACUUCUUCAAUCCCACCAAGCCCAAAACCCAAAAAAGAGGCCGAGUUUCUACACAACUCGAAUCGUUAACUCACUUCCAGUCUCAGAGCUAAACCAACUCACUACCAUGGCCGACAACGCCGACUCUCCUCCGUCUCCUUCACCUCCGCCGCCGCUCACCAUCGAUGGUUCCGACCGCGACGCGGUGCUCGCCAAAUCCGACUACCUCAGUCGGCGGGAGGUUCUGGAGCGCCGUUCCCGCCAUUGCAAGCAGCUGGCUAAGCUUUAUCGGGAGCACUAUUGGGUUAUAAUGGACAUGGUCAAGCUCAAGCACAGGGAUUAUUACUGGACCUACGGCAAGAGUCCCUUCAAGGACGACAACCCCAAUUCCAAUUCCGCCAAUUCCAACGAAGAUAAUGGUAAUGGCAAGUUAGGCUUAGGGUUGGAUGGUGGGGAUGAAAUCAAGAGGUGCCAAGUUGCUGGGUGUAAGUCAAAGGCCAUGGCUUUGACCAGGUUCUGUCAUGUUCAUAUACUCUCUGAUCCCAAGCAGAAGCUCUAUAAGGGUUGCACCUAUGUUCUUAAGAGUAUGCAGACAGGGCCUCUCCUCUGUAAUAAACCAAUACUAAGAUCCACAGUUCCUUCUUUGUGCCCCACUCAUUAUCAGAAAGGUGAAAAAUAUCUGGUACGAGACCUGAAAAAGGCUGGUCUUAAUGUCUCUUCAGUAAGCAAGCUUGCUCCAAAGUUCCAUAUCAUAGUUGCUGAAUACAUCUCCCAAAUCCAAACCAAAAGGCGAGCUGCACAAAAGGCUAUUGUAGGUAAAGUGGAGCCGAUGUAGUAAGAUGAAACAAGUUAAGGGCCAGCCACCUGAUGUUUUUCAUAUUGUUAGAGGUUUUGAGUAGUUGGUGGACGAAGACUAAGAUUUCGAUACAACAACAUGGAAACUCAUACUCGGUGCAUACUCAAGAAUGAACAAAAGUUUCUCUGUUUAUUCAUGAUUCCUUAACUCAAUUCCAUAAUAUGAUGAGCUUUGCCAGUUUUAUCAGCAAGGUUGAUAGAUGUAUAUUUGAUUAUUCUAUCACCCAUGUCUUGCGAUUUUCAUUUUUUGUAAUUAAACUACAAUUUCCCCAAAAAAAAAAAAGCAGACGAACUGAUUCUGGGUUGUCAUACCACUAGUUGAUGGAAGAUAUAUGUAGCUGAUAUAGAUGGUUCAUAUUGAUUGAUAUAAACUCGGUUAUGAGAACUCUUUGUAGGA